Messenger RNA from Oikopleura dioica, 984 nucleotides. Lineage: Eukaryota; Metazoa; Chordata; Appendicularia; Copelata; Oikopleuridae. The record is from the annotation of a GenBank genome assembly.
AUGACAGAUGAGCUGAGCGAGUGCAUUCAGAAAAUCGACUUAAAAGACAGUAAAAGCGACGACGAGUCAACUUCAAGCUCGUCUUCGAGUUCUGGCGGUGAAUUGGCGAAUGAAUUUGAAAUUGAAGAUGUCGAAGCAUUAUUGAAAGAAGGGAAGGUGAAGAAUAUCGUGAUGGUGGUUGGAGCGGGAAUAAGCACUUCCGCGGGAAUUCCAGAUUUCAGAACGCCAGGAACUGGGCUUUACAGCAAUCUGGAGCGAUACAACCUCCCUUACCCAGAAGCUGUAUUCGACAUCAAGUACUUCAAGAAAAGACCGCAAGCCUUUUACACCCUCUCCAAAGAACUCCUACCUGGUCUCUAUGCUCCAACUAUCACUCAUCACUUCAUCGCUCAACUCGGCAAACUUGGCAUUUUGAAAAGAAUCUAUUCGCAGAAUAUCGACGGUCUUGAGCGAUUAGCCGGUUUAGAGGAAGAAAAGCUGGUCGAAGCGCACGGAUCUUUCGCCAGUUCGAGAUGCACUAGAUGCAAGAAAGUGUACCCAAAUUCCGAAGUGCAUCCUAUGCUCCGAGCUGGCACAGUAAUGGAAUGCACAUCUUGUGAGGACAGAAAUGACCGCGCCUAUGUGAAGCCUGACAUCGUCUUCUUUGGGGAAGGUCUUCCAGACAGGUUUCAUGAUUUGCUAAACGAUGAUUUGGAGGAAUGCGAUUUGAUGAUUGUGAUGGGUACUUCAUUGUAUGUCUAUCCAGUCGGGGGAAUCCCAGAUGGGGUUGGCAACGACUGCCCGAGGAUUUUGAUCAACAGGGAGCUCGUUGGAAGCUUCAAGGAGGACAGGAGGAGAACUGCUGAUGCAUUCUAUUGCGGCAACGCUGAUGAUGGUGCCCUGAGACUCGCAAAAGCACUUGGAGUGGAAGAAGAAGUGAAGGAAUCGUACAAAAAUUUGAAGGCUUCAAUUGACAAGAAACGAGAAGAAAUCAAUAAUAAUUGA